Molecule: messenger RNA, 1704 nt
Organism: Penicillium samsonianum
Lineage: Eukaryota; Fungi; Ascomycota; Eurotiomycetes; Eurotiales; Aspergillaceae
Product: MFS transporter
Exons: 4
Coding region: 1-1704 (567 amino acids)
Biological process (GO): xenobiotic detoxification by transmembrane export across the plasma membrane
Molecular function (GO): fluconazole transmembrane transporter activity
Source: RefSeq, a predicted model, not a curated record
AUGAGGGAGACCCUUCGCGACUCGGCUUUCGGAAAGCUGCUCCGCGUCUUGAGCGGUACACGCAUCUUGCCAUACCCAGAAGAGACUCAGGAGUUGUUUUGGCGUACCUACCUACAAACACCCGCGGAGGCUGAACAACAUGAAGCAACUUCGACGACUAGCGAUGAAGAACUUCCUCAAUCGUAUGGACUGUACACGGUUGUAUCGCAAGCUUCAUACCGGAGCCGACGAAGGCCUCCGCUGAGGAGUGCCUUGGCAGGCCCGUGGCGCGGGGCAAAAGAAAAGACACCCGUGAUAAUCGGCUGGGCAGGGCCCGAUGAUAGCGAGAACCCUCAAAACUGGAGUACCAGCAAAAAGCUCUUCGUCAGCUCCCUCAUCUGGCUUCUCACAUUUGCUAUCUACAUUGGCUCUGCUAUAUACACACCUGGGAUACCAGGAGUGUCGAAGCAAUUUGAUGUGAGUCAAGAAGUUGCAUUACUCGGAUUAACAUUAUUUGUGCUCGGAUACGGACUUGGACCCAUGAUUUGGGCACCUAUAUCCGAGCUCCCUGCUGUGGGACGAAGUCCAGUAUACGUUUUCACACUCACUGUUUUCGUUUUCUUUCAGUUCGCAGUAAUCUACGCGAAGAAUAUCGGUAUGCUUUUGGCAUUUCGAUUUUUAACCGGCUUCUUCGGCUCGCCUGUCCUUGCUACCGGAGGAGCUUCAAUGGCGGAUAUUUGGGACGCUAGAAGUCGUGAUUAUAUGAUUGCAAUCUGGGGAUGCUUUGCUAUUUCAGCUCCUGUGCUGGGGCCUCUGGUGGGAGGAUUUGCAUAUUCCGCCAAAGGUUGGACAUGGACUAUCUGGGAGUUACUUUGGAUAUCUGGCUUUACUCUUGUGGUUCUCUUCCUUCUUCUUCCCGAAACAUUUGCGUCUAAUAUCCUCAGUCGCCGUGCACGGCGUAUUCGCCAUAUCACCGGCGAUCAGAGGUAUGCAUCUGAGGCUGAGAUUGAGAUCUCCCGUGUUUAUCCCAGGGAUGUCCUUAUUGAAGCACUCUUUCGCCCGUUUCAAUUGUGCUUCUUCGAACCUAUCGUAUUCCUGAUGAACCUCUACAUAGCCCUCAUCUAUGGGAUCUUAUAUAUUUGGUUCGAAGCAUUUCCUAUUGUCUUCGAAUUAAAACGCGGUUUUAAUCCAGGAGAAAAUGGGCUUGCAUUCUUAGGUAUCCUCAUAGGGGCUGUUUGCAUCGCUAUUCCGGGGUACUUCUAUUGGAAACUUCGCUGGCAAUCUAGGCAUAUUGACCAGAAUGGUUAUCUUUCCCCGGAAGAACAUCUUCCUCCAGCAUGUUUAGGAGCGUUGUGUCUACCGAUAUCACUUUUCUGGUUUGGGUGGACUGGAAACUUCGCAAGUAUCCAUUGGAUUGUUCCUAUAAUUGCUUCGGUGCUCUUCUCAGUUGGAAGCUGUCUCAUUUUCAACAGCAUCUUCUGCUACGAGGCAAGUGCGUAUCCAAAAUAUGCAGCCUCUGUUCUUGCCGGAAACGAUUUCUUGCGAUCAUCUUUUGGUGGUGCUUUUCCGCUAUUUGCAACCCAAAUGUUCCUCAACCUGGGUGUCGGCUGGGCCUGUACAUUGCUUGGGUGUUUAUCGGUGCUAUUCGUACCAUAUCCCUUUUUUCUGUAUAAGUUUGGGAAGCGGGUUCGGCACAGCAGCAAGUUUGCUCAACACGAUGACUAG